Messenger RNA from Symbiodinium sp. CCMP2456, 405 nucleotides. The record is from the annotation of a GenBank genome assembly. NCBI's taxonomy places the organism in Eukaryota, Dinophyceae, Suessiales, Symbiodiniaceae.
AUGUACACGACCAUGCCGGCCUACACGACCGAGCCGAUGCCGGCUUACACCUACCAGCAGCAAGAUGCCGGCGUGCCGGUGACCUACGCCUCGUCGCCCUACACGAUCUCGGCGGGAGCCUACACCAUGCCAAGCAUGCCAGCUUACUCGCCGCCUGUCUACAGCGGCUUGGACCAUACCAAAGGCAAAUGGUUCGCACCCGGCGAGGCGCUUCCCCCCGGCUUCGUGGUCACCUCCCACCCGGAGGGUCACUCGGCACCCCAGGCAACCCACGACAUGACGGACAUGGCUCGCGAGAGCUUUGUGAUGACCGGCACCGCAGCCAGCUCUGCCUUGCCCAAGGCCGCCGCCCCUACGAAGAAGAGCAAGAAGGGCAAGAAGAAGAAGUCCAGCGGCUGCUGCUGA